Molecule: messenger RNA, 1958 nt
Organism: Beta vulgaris subsp. vulgaris (sugar beet)
Lineage: Eukaryota; Viridiplantae; Streptophyta; Magnoliopsida; Caryophyllales; Amaranthaceae
Product: probable magnesium transporter NIPA2
Exons: 9
Coding region: 463-1482 (339 amino acids)
Biological process (GO): magnesium ion transport
Cellular component (GO): membrane
Molecular function (GO): magnesium ion transmembrane transporter activity
Source: RefSeq, a predicted model, not a curated record
UGGCCUUUCUAUGUGUCAUGUAAUUCAUUCAUAUUACUAUAUUAGUAGUUAAUUAAUUUUUAUUCUAAACGUAACGGAAAUACCGUUGUCUCAGCUCCCUCUUUCUCUCUCCUGUUGCUGUCGUUCCUCGACGAAGAAAAAAGCAAUUGAGAGAGAGAGAGUUAGAGAAAGAAGAGCUGACACUCUUGUGUAUGAAUUGUGGCUUUCACUACUCACACAAACACAAGGUUUAGAUUAAAGGAGACUACUUUUUUUUGUGAAAAGAAAAAAAUUCAGAUUGUUUUGGACAUACCCAUGUUGUCAAAAUUCUGAAUUUAAUGAUGCACAUAUCAUAAUCAUCGAGUUUGAUGUGUAAUCUACAUUUUCCUUUGAAGAAAACCCAGAUGGGGUUUUGAAAAGACUUGAUUUUUCAAGGGUUUUCGAUUGGAUUGAAUUGAAGUUUUGUCUUUUAAAAUUCUGUCAAUGGGGAUGUCCUCAGAUAAUGUUAAGGGGCUUGUGUUGGCUUUGUCUUCGAGCAUUUUUAUUGGGUCCAGCUUCAUUAUUAAGAAAAAAGGUCUUAUGAAAGCUGGGACUACUGGUACUAGAGCAGGAUCAGGAGGUCACUCAUACCUGUAUGAACCUUGGUGGUGGACUGGAAUGAUUGCAAUGAUUGUUGGGGAGAUAGCUAAUUUUGCAGCAUAUGCUUUUGCACCUGCAAUUCUUGUCACUCCUCUGGGAGCCCUUAGUAUCAUUUUCAGUUCAGUUCUAGCUCAUAUUAUCCUGAAGGAAAAGUUGCACAUAUUUGGUAUGCUUGGUUGUGUUCUAUGUGUGGUUGGGUCUACCACUAUUGUUUUACAUGCCCCUCAUGAGAAGGAUAUCGAAUCUGUUAAGCAAGUAUGGCAUCUAGCCACAGAGCCAGGUUUCCUUGUGUAUGCUGGUAUAGUUAUAGUGGUGGUUCUGGUUCUCAUUUUCUACUAUGUUCCACGUAACGGGCGUACACAUAUGAUAGUGUACAUUGGGAUUUGCUCACUCAUGGGGUCUCUUACGGUUAUGUGUGUCAAAGCUGUGAGUAUUGCCUUGAAGUUGACUUUUGGAGGAAAUAACCAGUUUAUAUACUUUCAAGCAUGGUUCUUCACCAUAGUCGUAGUUGUCUGCUGUCUCUUGCAAAUUAAUUACUUGAACAAGGCACUGGACACCUUUAACACUGCUGUCGUAUCGCCUGUCUAUUACGUCAUGUUUACUUCACUCACCAUCUUUGCAAGUAUGAUCAUGUUUAAGGACUGGGAUUCGCAGAAUGGUUCACAAAUAGCUACUGAGCUCUGUGGUUUUGUAACCAUUUUGUCUGGCACAUUUUUGCUUCACAAAACCAAGGACAUGGGAAGUACUCCUGCAGUGCCACUUCCUGCAGCUGAACUAACUAGGCAAUUUAGCGGCAACUGCAAUCACGAGCAUCCAAAGCAUUCUAGUCGCAAUCCUAGCCCGGAUCGCAAUUUUAGAGAAUAACAAGUUUGGUUUUCUGGAGAUCCAACUUAUAUUUGGCGGUCAGUUGUCUCGCAAUCUCAAUGGGACAGAUAAUACCUUGUCUCUUGGAGCUCAAAGUUUGGGUUUGAAAUGUUGAUCACAAUACAGAAUGACCAACUUUUUGGCAAGAAUGCAGACCAAUUUUCUGAUAGAAAGGGUAUAUAUUUUCAUUGCGGAAGAAUCCAAUUAUUUGUAGCGAUAUAGCCAUGCUACUCUAGGUAGAAUUUGCCCCAUUCUUUUCGCUACACAGAUUUUAGGUUGUGAAUAUGUUUCAAAACCGAGAUUUUGAAGUAGAAAGGCAGAUGAGAUGAGUAAGAAAAUUGAUGCAAUAUUUCCAGAACAACUUUCUUACUCACAUCAGUCCCUUGUUUAUGUUUCCUGAUCUAAGGUUGCAAGUGACAGUUUUUUAGACUGCAUGUUAGCUCCAUAUAUAAUAUAUUCCAUAUUUUUUUGGAUCA